CGAGGUGAUGAAUUUGAAUCCAAAGAUCGUCGUAUCAUCCUGGAUGUAGAUCAUCUUGUGGAACGAGCGAGCCAGCAGGGUAUCCGAUUUGCGGCCUCAGAGGGAAGUGAUGAUGGAGAGGAGCACUGGCUCACUAGAGAAGAAUCUUUAGGUCAAGGGAAAGCUACCCCCGAAUAUCUUGUCGAGAAGCCGGAAGGGAUAGGAGUCUUACAAGCCGAUACUCGAGCUAAUAGAAUAAGUCUGCGUGGUACAGCUAAUCCAGGCCAUGUAUUUAUUCUAUACAGAGCUCGACAUAUGAUGAAACUAGACUUCUCCAUGAAUGUAAUCAUUAUUGCACAAACCAUUGAGCCACCGAGUCCAGGAGCAUUGAUGCCAUCCUGGUAUAUAAAACUUGAUCCAGGCGGUGAAAUGAUCCUCAUAUCUCACAUGAACUGGCUGCAUGGAGGGACCAGUGAUGAGAAGGACUGUACUUGCCCUUGCCCUUGA
Messenger RNA from Acaulospora colombiana, 486 nucleotides. The record is from the annotation of a GenBank genome assembly. Lineage: Eukaryota; Fungi; Glomeromycota; Glomeromycetes; Diversisporales; Acaulosporaceae.